Opisthorchis viverrini is the source of this 465-nucleotide messenger RNA. RefSeq lists its product as hypothetical. The transcript is spliced from 3 exons. Lineage: Eukaryota; Metazoa; Platyhelminthes; Trematoda; Opisthorchiida; Opisthorchiidae. The record is from RefSeq and is a predicted model, not a curated record. Bases 1 to 465 code for a protein of 154 amino acids.
AUGUUUAGAAUUUAUUGGGCCUCUGCUAUGCAAUGUUUGAAUCGAUCGUCACAACCAGGACAGUUACUGGGUCGUCUUUCGAUGAGUCGGGCAUACCAAUCACAUCACUCAAUUGUGAACACAUUCGCCUGUUCAGACGUCAUAAUUCAGAUGCGUCCAACGUGCGUUGGUGAAGUAGUGGUUACACGCUCGCCUCGCAUGUCAGAUGUCCGAGGUUCAAAUCCCAGCACGACCAUUGGAUAUGCACUGCUAAUGAGCUCUAAUAAGUGCGAAACUCGAGUCCAGUGCUUCCCUUUGGUGUGGACUCACCUGAAUGAUUACGCCAGAACAGAGGGACGACCAUUUAAACGAGCGUGGUGUGGCUAUGAACAACGUUGGAAUAAAUUGACAUUCCUCCCUGUACAACAGCAACAGAUAUUACGAUUGUUGUUUUCCGAGUUAAAACCAAAAAUUCUAAUGCAAUGA